AUGUUAUCUGAGAAGCUGGCCUCAGCUCCUAAUAGUGACGAUGAAGAAAGUCCAAUCGCACCCAUCGACAGUUUUCUUAUCCUGAAGUCACUAAUAAUUAAUUAUAUUAAAGAGAAGAGAAUAGCUCUACAAGAACACCGUCUUUUGUGGUGGAAAAUGAACCCCAAAUAUUUUGAACUUUACAGAGCUGUGCGCCAGUAUCUUUCAGUCCCUCCAUCAAGUGUCCCCAGUGAGCGCCUUUUCAGUGGCGCUGGAUUAGUUUACGACGAAUUACGAAACCGUAUAUCUGGAGAAACGGAUUCAAAGUUAAUUUUCGUUAAAUUCAACCUCCCUAUUGUGAAUUUUGACUAUUAA
This is a messenger RNA of Parnassius mnemosyne (clouded apollo), 354 nucleotides long. The record is from the annotation of a GenBank genome assembly. Lineage: Eukaryota; Metazoa; Arthropoda; Insecta; Lepidoptera; Papilionidae.